CAUCACCGAGCCACAGCCUAAGCGCUCCAAAUCGCGUUGGAAACGAUUUUCCGUACAGCAGCAUGGCGGCGCCCGUUGACUCUUAGAAAAGGAGAACUUUUUUCCUUUGCCCCGAAAGGGGUGUCUUUUAUGACCACCACUUAGAUGGGUGCUGUUUUCCUGAUAAGCGUCUGGGAAGGCGUCGUGCAGGUUUCUGACCAGGGAAGCAGUGAGGAAGAGAAUGUCUGUGGUACAUCAGAUGUCACCUGGGUGGUUACUGGAUCAUCUUUCUUUCAUUAACAAGAUAAACUAUCAACUUCACCAGCAUCGUGAGCCUAGCUGCAAUAAAAAUGAGCCCACUUCUUCUGUCCCCUUUGAUUCUCUUCAAAUGGAUUCGGUGUCCUCUUUUGGAGCCUCUGGUACAAUUAUUGCUUCUGACUGUACCACUAAGUCAGAGAACGAUGAUGGAGGAAAUCAUGAAGUGUUCACACAAAAAUAUGUUUUUCGAUCUGAACUAUUUGAUGUCACCAAGCCUUAUAUAACUCCAGCGGUUCACAAAGAAUGCCGACAAAGUAAUGAAAAGGAAGAUCUAAUGAAUGGUGUUAAAAAAGAAAUCUCCGUUUCUAUUUUUGGGAAGAAGCAUAAAAGAUGUAUUGUUUUCAACCAAGGUGAAUUGGAUGCUAUGGAAUACCAUACAAAGAUCAGGGAGCUGAUUUUGGAUGGAUCUUUACAAUUAAUCCAAGAAGGUCUCAAAAGUGGUUUUCUUUUUGAAAAACGGGACAAGUGUAGUGAGCCCAUUACUUUACCACUUGAUACCUGCAAUUUGUCAGAAUUAUGUGAAAUGGCUAAGCAUUUGCCUUCUCUGAAUGUAAUGGAACUUCAGACAUUACAAUUGAUGGAAGAUGAUAUGUCUAUUACAGAGCAGGAUUUAUUUUCACGGGUUGUUGAAAACAACUCGAGAUUUACAAAAAUGAUCACUUUAAUGGGACAGAAAUACCUACUGCCACCAAAAAGCAGUUUUCUUUUGUCUGACAUUUCUUGUAUGCAGCCACUUCUGAACUGUGGGAAAACGUUUGAUGUAAUUGUGAUAGAUCCACCAUGGCAGAACAAAUCAGUUAAAAGAAGUAACAGGUACAGUUAUUUAUCACCACUGCAAAUAAAGCAAAUACCUAUCCCUGAAUUGGCUGCACCAAACUGCCUUGUUGUUACUUGGGUGACCAAUAGACAGAAACACCUACAUUUUGUAAAGGAAGAACUUUAUCCUUCUUGGGCUGUGGAGAUAGUUGCUGAAUGGCAUUGGGUAAAAAUCACUAGUUCAGGAGAGUUUGUGUUCCCAUUAGAUUCUCCACACAAAAAACCUUACGAAGGUCUUAUACUGGGGAGAGUUCAAGACAAAACUGCUUUACCGUUAAGGAAUGCAGAUGUAGACGUGCUCCCCGUUCCAGACCACAGAUUAAUCGUCAGCGUGCCCUGUAUCCUUCACUCACACAAGCCACCCCUUGCUGAGGUUCUAAAAGACUACAUCAAGCCAGAUGGGGAAUGUUUGGAAUUGUUUGCUCGAAAUUUACAGCCAGGUUGGACUAGUUGGGGCAAUGAAGUCCUCAAAUUUCAGCACGUGGAUUAUUUUCUUGCUCUGGAGUCUGGAAGAUGACUAUGGUCUUAAUUAAAGCAGUGGUUUCUUCAGUGUUUCCUCACCCCUUCUUUCUUCAUUCUAACUCAUUUUUCCUUUUAUUAUCAGCCAGUAUGCUUAGAAAUGUAAAUAGGAGUUGGUUUUUCACUAAAGUGACCAGAGUGAUUAGGCUUCAUGUAAUUUUGAGGUGAACUUUACUUUGUACUAAUAUUCCAUGUUAUUCUAGACUCUCUACGAAUAAAGAGGUAAGCAGUUAGAAAGAUGGCAAGACUAUGCUAUUGAAACAGUUCAGGAAGCAUACAUGGGACGCGGACCAGAGAUCAUAAUCCUGCCUAUGGAUGUGAUUUGUUUGGCCCAGAUGGUGGUAUAAAAAAAAAUUUUGAACCAUUAUUCUAAAACCUCUGGAAAUUUCACAUAAAAGUCCAGAUUUCUGCUUCUCUUUAAACAUCAGAUGCUCUGGCUACACUGAACCCUGUGUUCUUUCCUGACAUCAGUCUGCAGGACAUAAGUGGUAGUAGCUCACUUGGGCAGGUCCAUGCUCAUUCCAGUUUACUGCAGUGCCACUUCCUCUGUGUUUCCUCUGUGUGGCUCACUUAUACUUGUGUCACCUACUUGGCCCCUGUAUGACAUGAAUUUGCAACCUCUGGUAUACUGUUACGUUCUAGAAAAAGUAUCCAAAAGACCUGCUAGGUACUGCAUUAGUAUAUUGGGUUUAUGCAACAUUUUUGGAGGGUUUUAAAUUGCAUU
Messenger RNA from Cynocephalus volans (Philippine flying lemur), 2356 nucleotides. RefSeq names its product methyltransferase 4, N6-adenosine (gene METTL4). The record is from RefSeq and is a predicted model, not a curated record. Lineage: Eukaryota; Metazoa; Chordata; Mammalia; Dermoptera; Cynocephalidae. Gene Ontology annotation, cellular component: cytosol; nucleus. Bases 221 to 1630 code for a protein of 469 amino acids. The transcript has 9 exons. Gene Ontology annotation, molecular function: site-specific DNA-methyltransferase (adenine-specific) activity; nucleic acid binding; RNA methyltransferase activity.